This is a messenger RNA of Melospiza melodia melodia, 1137 nucleotides long. RefSeq lists its product as uncharacterized. The transcript has 3 exons. Bases 100 to 1137 code for a protein of 345 amino acids. The record is from RefSeq and is a predicted model, not a curated record. NCBI's taxonomy places the organism in Eukaryota, Metazoa, Chordata, Aves, Passeriformes, Passerellidae. Gene Ontology annotation, molecular function: RNA stem-loop binding.
UCCAAAAACAUUAUUCAAUUUGAGGGACCAAAUGGACAAUUGGCAAAUAUCCGUCCAUUUGUGUUGGAUUAUUCAGAACCUUUGUUAGGGAGAGAUUUAAUGGCCCAGUGGGGUGUCACAAUUGAUAUUCCAGACUCUCCACAGCAUAUUUGUACAGCAGCCAUUGAACAACAGCGCCCCACCCAAAAACUGAAGUGGAUAACAGACAAACCAGUUCAGGUGAAACAGUGGCCGCUCAGUAAACAAAAAAUAAAGGUGCUUGAGGAGCUAGUGGAAGAGCAACUAAAAAAGGGCCACAUUGUGGAGACCAUGUCCCCAUGGAACUCUCCAGUGUUUGUCAUCCAAAAAGCUGACAAAAAGAGAUGGCGGCUCCUCUGUGAUCUCCGACAAAUUAAUAAUGUAAUUGAAGAUAUGGGUUCUCCCCAACCUGGUAUGCCAUCCCCAACAAUGCUUCCCCAAGAUUGGAAAUUAGCUGUUAUUGAUAUUAAGGAUUGUUUUUUCCAAAUCCCCUUGCACCCUGACGAUGCACCGCGUUUUGCAUUUUCAGUUCCUUCUAUUAAUAUGGAAUCCCCUAUGAAAAGGUACCAUUGGACCGUUCUUCCUCAGGGAUUAAAGGUAUCUCCAGCUAUCUGCCAGUGGUAUGUGUCUUCCCUGCUUUCCCCAGUACGUGCAGCCGCAGAAGCAGCACUUUCAAUGCUGUCCCUCGUCCCUCCCCUGCUGCCGCCACUGCGCCGCAGUGGCCCUGGCAAAGGCGGGCUUGACUUCCGGACAGCCACCUGCAUGGGGACCCUGGGGAUGUGCCUUGCCUCCCUUUCACCCUCUCUCUCUUUCUCCCUCGAUCCACCUACUGGGGCCGAGGCUGCCGCUCCGGACUUGGGACCCCGGCAUGCUGAGACCCGCCCCUGGCAGUUCCGUCACCGAGCCAGCCCGCUCCUCCGCACCCAGCACCACCGCCAGGCUGGCGAGCACAUCCGGAAACCCCCCACCCUCCAGGAUCCUGGCUCAACCAACCCAGCUCCCAGUCCUCGACAGCGCCCCAUGCAAACCACACCUCAUGCUGCCUCCACUGGUUGCAUCUGCAAGUCUCUCCCCAACAAGCUGAUGCCUGCUCCAGGAACCAAGAAGACAUCUCUGUGA